GGCGUCUCUCUGGGUGUGACUGACAGCCACGCGGCUGCCCGGCCAUCCCCUCGCGCCCGCUGCUCCCUGCCCCGCCGCCUCCUCCUGGUGUCCGCCGCCCGGUGGUGCCCGCUGUCUCCCUCUGUGUCGGCCAUCUGCCCGGCAGUCUGGGUGACAGGUCUUAUGAGAGUCUGGUUGGGGACUCUGGCCAGUUGUGGAUUCCCACCCCAGACCCCUGCCAGCUUUCCCGGACCCUCAUCGUCCAUCCCCACGCUGUGCCCAGCCGCCACCACCCGGAGCGCGCCAGAUUGCCUCAGCCCUGGAAUGGAUUUCUGAGACAGGAGGUGAAACUGCAGACUAAUUGGAUUAAUUUACGUUUCCACUGGCUCUGAAUGAGACUUCGCUUUGUACUUCUCAGCCACCUAGGAUGCUGUCAGACUUUUCGUCUUUGCCAAUCUGAUAAAAGUAAAAUGGCUGUGGAUCAGCAUGCUGUGUGGCUGGGCCGCCCCCCUGCUCCUGCUGAUGCUCCAGGGUGGCUGGGGCUGCACAGACCUCGUCUGCUACACCGAUUACCUGCAGACCAUUACCUGCAUCCUGGAGACGUGGACCACCCACCCCAGAACACUCACCCUCGCAUGGGAGGACGAGAAUGGAGACCUGGGGGACGUGGUCACCUCCUGCAGCCUGCACAGGUCCGCUCACAACGCCACCCAUGCUAAGUACACGUGCCACAUGGAUGUGUCCCGCUUCAUGGCUGACGACCUCUUCAGAGUCAACAUGACAGACCCGUCUGGCAGCCACUCCCAGGAGUGCGGCAGCUUUCUCCUGGCUGAGAGCUUUAAGCCAGCGCCUCCUUUCAACGUGACCGUGACCUUCUCUGGAGACUAUAACAUCUCCUGGCGCUCUGACUACGAAGCCUCUGAUUUCUACCUGCUGAAGGACAAGCUUCAGUACCAGCUGCAGUACAGGAACCGGGGUGACCCCUGGGCCCUGAAAGAAAAACCCUUAAAAAGAGAGAGCAGCAGAGCAAACCCUGCAUCUCAGAGUCCGACGAGGAAGCUGAUCUCUGUGGACACCAGAAGCAUCUCCCUCCUGCCUUUGGAGUUCCGGAAAGACUCGAGCUAUGAGCUGCAGGUGCGGGCAGGGCCCCAGCCUGGCUCCUUGUUCCAGGGCCCCUGGAGCGAGUGGAGCGACCCAGUCAUCUUCCAGACUCAGCCAGAGGAGUCAAAGGAAGGCCAGCACGCUUACCUGCCGCUUCUCCUGCUGGUUGCCGUGGUCCCCGUCCUUGUCUUCUUGGGCCUGAAGAUCCACCUGCCUUGGAGGCUGUGGAAGAAGGUGUGGGGGCAGGUACCCAGCCCCGAGCAGUUUUUCCAGCCCCUGUACGAGGGCCACAGCGGGGACUUCAAGAAAUGGGUCGGCACACCCUUCACUGCCUCCAGCCUGGACUUGGGGCCCUGGAAGCCAGGGGUGCCCUCGGCCCUGGAGGUGCGCAGCUCCUGCCCAUCACAGGGUCUGGAGCCGGCAGUGCUGCUGGAAACCGACGGGGUGUCCGAGCCUGGCACCUGGGUCCCAGCCCCUGCCACCACUGGCAACGUGGGAGGCUCAGCUUACAGUGAAGGGAAGGACCGGCAGUAUGGCCUGGUAUCCAUCGACACGGUGACUGUGGUGGACACAGAGGGGCCAUGCAGCUGGCCCUGCAGCUGUGGAGAUGAUGGCUACCCUGCCCUGAACCUGGACCCUGGGCUGGACCCUAGCCCAGGCCUUGAAGACCCACUCUUGGGCCUCGGGCCCACAGUCCUCUCAUGUGGCUGUGUCUCAGCUGGUGACCCUGGGCUGGAAGGUCCCCUGGGCAGCCUCCUCGACAGGCUAAGACUGCACCUUGCAGAUGAGGAGGGCUGGGCUGUGGGGCCGCCCUGGGGUGGUAGGCCACCUGCAGGGGCUUCUGAGAGCGAGGCGGGCUCGCCUCCAGCCGGCCUGGACAUGGACACGUUUGACAGUGGCUUUGCAGGCUCUGACUGUGGCAGCCCAGUGGAGUGUGACUUUGCCAGCCCCAGGGACGAAGGGCCCCCUAGGAGUUACCUCCGCCAGUGGGUGGUCAUGGCCCCCCCACCAGCAGGAGCUGGGCCCCAGGCCAGCUAGUGAGGCCCAUGGGCCAAGAACUGGCUGUGCUACUGGGCCACAAAGCAGAUGUGGCCGCUAGGCUGUGAUGUGACGAGGCCUGCACCUUCGGGCUCCCUGACGGGGCCUUUGAGCCUGAUGUUUACAGUGUGUAUGUGCGUGUGUGUGUGCGUGUCCGGGGGCCCAGGUGCACACUGGCAUGUUGACGUGCAUGAGCAUUGCCAGUGCCUGCCGACACAGAAGCGUGCCCACGGUUACGCCAUGUGUGCCUGUGCCCGUGAGAGCUCACACGUGUGCAUGAGUGUGAACAGCAAUGUGCUUUUUGCACACAGAUGACAGCCUCCCUCCCUCCCAGCAUGUGGAGGCCACCAGGUCACGUGCUGAGAGGCUGGUCCAGGGACCCACAGGGCCUCCUGGAAUAAAGGCAUUGCCUAGGACAGACACCAAGCCCGGCCCUGCGGGUCCUUCCUCCAGGAGCACAGGACAUCCACGCGUUCUUCCCUCGCAGCAGGAAGGGGAAGGGGAUCAGUGAGACUGCAGGUCCCUAGGGGAGGACACAGGACUCAGUUUCUGAUGUUUCCUGGCUGUGCUACCUGGGAGAAGACACCCCUUUUGGCUCAAGUAUCCUGUCUGGACCCCGCAGAUGGCAUGACCUACCUGGGGGAAACCGGUGAGGUCACCCACAUAAGUAUGCAGCCCAUAGUGAGUCCCCAUGCACCUCAGCUUCCUUCCUCCUGGGCCAGGACCAAGGCUCACGGGGGAGGGGGCGGGGGUGAGAAACCCGCCAACAGCGACAGCCUGGCGCCUACAGGGCGGUCGCCCCUGCCCAGGGCAGUUCGGGGGUUUCCAGGCUUAAGAUCAGCCAGCCUUGUCCCUUAGAAACAGCCCCACAACCAACCACGGUCUUUUUUCUGACUUCUGCUGCCAUUCUUUAUUUUUUUUUUUAGUUCCCUUUAAUAAGCACCCAGGAAAUAUUUAUGGAGCACCAAGUACAUGUCUCAUGGCUGGGGCCGGGGUACACAGAGCAGAGUGCAUUGCCCACGUGACCAUCCCUCGUGCUGCUCUGGCAGGGCAGGAGCCCCUCAUUCCACCCUGGUGUCAUCUAUUUAUCCUGGAGGCUUAAGGGAAGUCAAACUGCUUGUCGAGUUUUUCAGACAGCCCGUUGAAAUGUGAAUUAAGAAGCUAAGAAAAUGCUUAACUUUUCGAAGGCACCUCACUAAACGUGUUUAGUACAGGUGCUAGGUAUUGCAUACAGUCAUGGUUUUCUUUCUUCCUUUCUUCUUUCUUUUUCUGAGAAAAUAAGUUGUUCUUCCCGUAAGGAUGCCCACCUUAGAAAUGGCUUGGCUUUUGUGAGACCAAGCAGAGUGAAGGCAAUGGAGUUUCGGAUGUAGCUCAGGAACCCUGAGAGGAACCCUCCACCCGGCCUUGGCCCUCCAUCUUCCUCAGGGGAAGGGAGGGCCAUGCUGGCUUGUUUCUUCCUGGCUGGGAGUCAGAAGCCAGUCCUCCUGAAAGCCUCCCCAUAACUUGCUUGUAAAAGAGGGAUGUUGGCAGAGGCGGCCAAGAGAAUGCAUGAGAGUCCUUGGUGCUUGGCACAAGGCUGGACAGUUCUAGAAUGAGGUUGGAAAGUUCUAGGCUGGUUUUACCAGUGGACUGUUAGCCAGGGAUCAGGGUGUGUGGGUCAGGUGGCCACAUGUGAGAGAAACCACAGCUCCUGCACGGGUGAGCAGUCCUCACCACCUCCUAACACACCCAGGAGACACAUGGGCCAAGGUGCCUGUGGUUUUCAUACCCUCUUGAGGGUAACAGGGUUCAGGUGUCACCUGACCCCAGGCUCUUGGCAGAACCAGCUCAACUCUCCAGCACCCAGAACUCAGGAGCUUGGGUGUGGGAGGGGAUUCCCAGGCCUGCGAGGUGAGGCCUGGAUGUUCUGGCCUGGGCAGACGUGGCUCCUCACUGACUCCAUCUUUGGAGUCACUCAGCUCAUGAACAUAGGUGCAGAACACUGGUGCCACGUGCUGCCCCACCCCAUGGAUGCAUUCAUGUGUUGUGGGUGGACGGCGGAGGGAUGGGUGGGUGCGUGGGUAGGUGGUAGGAGGCUUGGAGGAUGAAUGACUGCAUGGACAGAAAUAAACAGGUAACAGAUCAAUCUAAGCUCUGUGAGGACACAACUUUGUCUAUGUGGUCCACUGCUUCAUCCCCAACCUGGCACACGGCUGACAUAGUAAAGCCUGACUUACAGCGUUUGCCUGUUUCUGUGGUCUAAAUACUUCCACCAUGGCCAAUUUCAAGCUGCCAACUCGACUCUCCACAAAGUGGGGAAGAAAUGCAUAGUCGCUCCCCGGUUGGCAUGAGACGGGAGCCCGGAGGGAGCAUCGCAAGGGCGGGGGGGCUUCUGCGAGAAGUUGGUGUUUUUUGGGCUUUGAAAGAUGAAGAGUUGUUAGCUGCACUAGCUACUGCAGCAAAGGGUGGAGGAGCGACCAAAGACCUGGGAGCAGUUGGGGAAGAUGUCUCCUUGUCACCGAAGGUCCAGGCCAGAAUUGCCAAUGACCCUCUUUUAAGGUGGAGGAGCAUGCACAGAAUACACGAGGUCUUCAAAGUUCAUUGAAAAUGUGAAUGCGUUUCAUUAAAAACAAACAAAAAGUUA
This is a messenger RNA of Tupaia belangeri chinensis (Chinese tree shrew), 4741 nucleotides long. It is a transcript of the gene IL21R, whose product is annotated as interleukin 21 receptor. Gene Ontology annotation, biological process: cytokine-mediated signaling pathway. Bases 466 to 2118 code for a protein of 550 amino acids. Gene Ontology annotation, cellular component: external side of plasma membrane; membrane. The transcript has 11 exons. Gene Ontology annotation, molecular function: cytokine receptor activity; protein binding. NCBI's taxonomy places the organism in Eukaryota, Metazoa, Chordata, Mammalia, Scandentia, Tupaiidae. The record is from RefSeq and is a predicted model, not a curated record.